Molecule: messenger RNA, 2929 nt
Organism: Phragmites australis (common reed)
Lineage: Eukaryota; Viridiplantae; Streptophyta; Magnoliopsida; Poales; Poaceae
Product: U-box domain-containing protein 35-like
Exons: 10
Coding region: 183-2750 (855 amino acids)
Biological process (GO): protein phosphorylation
Molecular function (GO): protein kinase activity; ATP binding
Source: RefSeq, a predicted model, not a curated record
CAAAUAAGGAGAAGGGAGUGGCAUGCAGAUGCAGCAGGUUCCCCGCCAAACUCGCGGCGUCCUCAGUUUUCGCGCCUCCUCUCUUAUCCCACCACCACCACGCCAUUGAUUGGCGCCAUUGACGCCAUGCCCUCCUCCUCCUCGUCCUCCUCCUCACCCACCGCAGCCGCCGCGUCUCGGAGAUGUCGUACCCCACGUUCCAGACCCACCCCAUCGUGUCGCCGGCGAGGAAGAGGGACGAGCGCAAGGACGCCGCCGACGCCGCCGUGAGGCUCUGCACCCCGCUGUCGUCGAGGGAGCGCGGCGCGGGGAAGGCGGCCGUGGCGGUUGAUGGAGACAGGGGCAGCCAGUACGCGCUCAAGUGGGCCGCCGACCACAUCCUCUCCCGCGCCCGCUCCUUCUUCCUCCUCCACGUCCGCCGCAAGCCCACCUCCCUCCACACCCCCGGCGGGAAGCAGUUCUCCAUCUCACACGUGCAGGAAGAUGUCGCGGCUGCUUUUCAUGCUCAGAUAGAUCUUCAGACUAAAGAACUGCUGCUUCCGUUUCAAUGUUUCUGCAGUAGGAGAGGGUUGCAAUGCAGGGAAAUUAUUCUCGACGGAACAGAUGUGUCGAAAGCUAUUGUAGAUUUUGUUGUGAGCAACAAUAUCGACAAGUUAGUACUGGGAGCAGCAUCCAGGAAUGCUUUUACAAGAACAAUAAGGAAAUUGGAUGCACCAACAUCUGUUACAAAAUCCGCACCGAACUUCUGUUCAGUAUAUGUGAUAGCAAAAGGAAAGCUGUCUUCUUUCAGGCCUGCCACUCAUACAAAUGUAAAUGAUACAGGCAAAGAAGAUUUGAAACCUGAUCUACCUGGGAACCGAUUGCCAGGUGUAAAAAGUGAACCAACACCCAAGUUACACAAUGAAGGACAUAAUCCUUCAAGGCCUAUGCCAGUACAUGCUGCUAUGCCCAUUGAUGCCAUUUCUGAUGAAUCAACAGAAGAUGGGAGCCUCAUGUCACCAGAUCAACAAGGACAUGCCAAUUAUUCACACUUACAAACAGCAUCUUCAUGCCCAAGUGAAUUCUUAAGUGAUAUUGAUAAACAUGGAAAUUAUUUGUAUCCAGAAUAUCCUGGGUGCUAUAGAGAUAUAUUGCUUUUGCCAAAUAAGGACAAUGAGCAUGCACGUCAUGCUCCGCAUAGAAAAUACUUGGGCUUUGAUGAAUCAAGUUUUGAUGAUAGCACACUUCGUCCUGGAUACAAUGGCUACGAUCCGUUAUCACCAACCACGAGUGGAGAAUACACUGCAUCAACUUGUCACCAUCUAACAGAAGAUGAUGAAGCUGAACUAAGGCUCUUUAGGAUUGAGCGGAAGCAAAACAACGGCGAUAUGCUUCCAUGGAAUUACACAGAGGAACACAAGGAGAUGGCAAGAAACCCUGAAAGUUCAUAUACCAACAUCCCCUACAGAAACAGACCGGAGGCAGAACCAGGUGACGAUGUCCCAAAGCAAAAAGUCUUGACACUUGACACUUUAUCUUCCGAUACUCAACAUAGAGAAGGGAUCAUAGAGGAGUUUAAAAAUCAUGAUUCCCAAGAUUUCAUUCACCCGAUCUUGAGACGCUUGCCACCAAAAUUUUACUCACCUAGAAAUGAUAGUAAACGCGGAUCUGCUCCAGAAGAUAUCUACAAGCUUGAACUCAAGUGUAAAGCCUUGCCAAGGCCGAUCGAGACGAAAAGGAUGCUAGAGUGUCUCCCUACUAGACUCGAGUGCAGAAUAUACACCCCGGAUGAUAUCGCGAGUGCAACCGACCGUUUCUCGGACGAGCUGAAGGUCGGGGAAGGAGGCUAUGGACCGGUCUACAAAGCCACACUUGACAGUACUCUUGUGGCAAUUAAGAUCCUCCGUUCUAAUGUAACCCAGGGGUUGAAGCAGUUCCAACAGGAGGUUGAGCUGCUGAAUAACAUUCGGCACCCGAACAUGGUGCACCUGGUGGGCGCGUGCCCGGAGUACGGCUGCCUGGUGUACGAGUACAUGCCGAACGGCAGCCUGGAGGACCGCCUCUUCUGCCGGUCCGGCACGCCGCCACUGCCAUGGCGGCUCCGCUUCAAGAUCGCCUUGGAGAUCGGCAGCGGCCUGCUCUACCUGCACAAGAUGAAGCCCGAGGCGUUCGUGCACCGCGACCUCAAGCCUGGCAACAUCCUCCUCGACGCCGACUUCGUCUCCAAGAUCGGCGACGUCGGCCUCGCCCGCAUCAUCCCGCGGUCGCUGGAUGACGCCAUGACGACGCAGUACCGGGAGACCGCCGCCGCAGGCACCUUCUGCUACAUCGACCCGGAGUACCAGAAGACGGGGCUGGUCUGCACCAAGUCCGACGUGUACGCGCUCGGCGUCAUCUACCUCCAGAUGAUCACCGCCAGGGACGCCAUGGGGCUCGCGUACACCGUCUCCGACGCGCUGGAGGAAGGCACGUUCGCGCAGCUCCUGGACAGCAACGUGACCGGCUGGCCGGUGCAGGAGGCCCGGGAGUUCGCCGAGCUCGCGCUCAAGUGCUGCGAGAUGCGGCGCAGGGACCGGCCGGACCUGGAGACCGUCGUGCUGCCUGAGCUGAUCCGGCUGCACGCCCUCGUCACACCGUCGACGUCGGAAGAUUCUUCUUCCACAGCUCAAGUCCACCAGCGUUCAGCCAGUGAAAAGGAUUUGCCUUUGGAUGAUGAUCUGGUUGACAUUCUGAACGAUGGAAAUGUGAAGGGAGCAUCAUUUGCAAUAUAACAUCGUAAGGACCAGAGGUGGAUCUAAUCGUGUCUUUCACUGGAACCUGCAGUGGUUCUAUAAAUCUUCUGUAAAUAGUGCCUUAGCACGGCAAUUUGGGGACUAUGUCAGGCCAUUUUGGAAAUAUGUGACGCGGAUAUUAAUCAACCUGUAAAUUAAGAAAAAAUUCCAGCUCUCAU